CGUAUGCAACAGAGGGCAUCCACUCAGCUCGUGAGUGUGCAAAUACACGCAUAUUUCGAUGCAUGAAAGUUUCGUCCAAGAAUAUAUACUAAGUUAGACUCAGAGGAAGAUUUCAUCUGAGAUUCAGGAGCAAAGAGUCGGUUUUGCGGGACGGGAACAGAGAGAGAGAGAGAGUCGAGAGUGGAGGAAAAGAUCAGAACGGGAAGGAAGAAACACGGAUUGUAUCUUUGGAUUGCGUAUCUGUGGAAAUUCUCUCCCCCCUACCGGUAAUCGCGACGCAUUGUCGACUAAGGGAUUUAAAAUAUUUCAUAGUUUUUCAAUAGACCGAAUCGAAUCGAAACAAAACGAGGAUGGAACACAACAACAGCGAGCGGAUACGGCUGCAAAUCGAAUGCCCUGGAUAUGAUGGUGGGAAGAUUGGAAGGAAAAGGCGGUCGCGAACAACAAUAAUAAGGAAUGAUAUGAAUGCAACCAAUAUAUUGUCGAGGCGGGGAUUCUGUCUCGUAUUUUUGCUCUCUAUGGCUCGGUUUGUUCCAUUGGUGGACGCAUUUGUGUCGCUUGAUAGGUUUAGCAGCCGCACGACACCAUGUGAGAUUUUUCGACAAAAGAAGAAUAUAUGUUUCAGCACUUCGUCUCCCGAGCAACAAUCUUCUACCCCGGGACAAAAACAAAAGAAAGCUUACGUCAACAAUAGGAAGCGUUCCUCUCACAUACGGCACCCAUCUCCCUCGACGGCGAACAGUAACUCUACAUCAUCAUCAUCAACAACAACUGCUACUACAAUGUUCCGACCAUCCCUAAAAAAUUCCCAUGCUACGACCAACAAAUAUCAUCACAACCGAAGACAAAACAACAGACGAAACAGUGAAAAGAAUCAUGAUAACCGCAACUCGAUACGGAUCAUGUUCCAAACCGCAAAGAACAUGGAACGGCAGGGACGGUGGGGAGAAGCACAAAAUCUCUUGGAACAAAUCCUCCAAAACAAUCCCAAAGACUCCCACUCCCACCUCGCUCUCGCCCGGUUGUUGUCGCGGAGGGAAGGUGGGAAAGCCGAAAUCGCUGGUGUCACACAGACCAAGGCCCAAGAGGCCUUUGCCAGGGGGACCCAGGCCUGCCCCAGGAACAUCUUUUUGCUUCAGGCCUGGGCCAUAUACGAGCAUCAAACCCGCGGUGAUCUGAUCAGGGCGCGAGAACUCUUCGAGGAGUGCAUCGAAAUUGAUUCCUACAAUCCCUUUGUUGCUCACGCCUACAGCUUGAUGGAGCGGCAGCUGGGCCGCGACGGUGCCGCUAUUUCGCUCCUGAAGCAUGUAUUAGAGGCUCCUAGUGCCAAGGUUACGGCCGCCCUUGUGUGUACCCUGGGCGAAAUCUACAUUUCGGCCGGAAAUUUGACAGAGGCGAGGGACCUCUACAAGCACCACAUCGAUGCUGUCGAGAACUACUCGUCAUCUGCGGUCGGUGGUUCCAUGGAUCGGAAGCGGAGGCGUCGUCACCUGCCAACCGAAAAAGAUAGGGUGGAAGUAUACCUUGCUGCAGCAUGGCUUGAAGAACGGCAUUUUUCGGAACUCCGAAGUGCACAAGACUUGUUGCGAAAGGCCCUGGCUAUUUCUCCGACCUCGAGCCUGGCCAAUGUGGCACUGGCGCGGCUGGAAGGACGAAUACAGGCUGGAGAUUUGUCCCUAGAAGGGCAGACCCCGUCAUCGUCUUCUCCACGGGGGACCAAGCAAAGAUCAAGGGUUCGCCGACACAACAGCACAGAGGAAGCCAAUAUCGCUACCGCGAAGCGAUUGGCAACGAUUUGCGACGAACUUCACCAGCGUGGAACGGAGUCGAAGAAGCGUCAGCAAAAGAAUGCCAAACACAAUCCGCAACACGACGGAAAGAUCGCAGCCAACGAGGACGGAAGGGUAUUCAAUGCACUUGCGACCUUGGAAGUGAAGCGGCGACGGUUCAAGGAGGCUCAGGAAGUUCUACGGAAGGGUAUGGAUCUAUACCCAUUUGAUCACAACCUCUUCACCGCGGCUGGAAAAGUCGAGGAGCGCCUUGGAAACUACACACGGGCCCGAGACAUGUACAUGGAGAGCCUGCGUCUGGAACCUUCGGCACCAACCCUCGUAGCAUUUGCCCUGCUGGAGCUCAAACAUCCACAAUACCCCACAACUACCUCUACGGAAACCACCAUCGACAAGAAGCACGUCCUGAAAAUGGCGAACUUUACCCUGAUCCGUGGACUCUUUGAAGAGGCGCUGUUAUUAGAUCCCCGAAACGGCCCAGCCUACAACGCCUACGGAAAUGCUGAAGCCCGAAGGGGAAAUCUCGAGGAGGCACGCAGCAUUUUUGAUCGCGGAACCCAGGCAAACUGUUCCGAUGCUGCUUCGAUUUAUCACGGGUACGGAAUGCUGGAAAUAUCCUGCGGGAAUGUCGGGAGGGCGCGAACCAUUCUGUACGAAGGCCUCGAAGAGGUCCGCCGGCUGCAGGAUUCAAUUUCAUCGGACAACCCGAACCGUGAUCGGGCCGCCUUUUUGUCGCACACCCUAGGAAUGCUAGAGCUGAACGCCAACAAUCCGGCUUCUGCCCUGACAAUAUUCGAAGAGGGAUUGGAACGUUGCGGGAAUUCCUCGCAGCUCCUUUUGGGUGCCGCCCUCAGUGAAAUGCGCCUGGGAAAAUUCGAAGCGGCUCGGGAUUUGUUUGGCCGAAGCGUCCUUGCCGACGAGAAGCAUGCACAGGCCUGGCAGGCAUGGGGCAUUAUGGAAACGAAGGCCGGUAACUUUGACCAGGCGUCUUCCCUCUUCCAAAAGGGCAUCAAAAAGGCCCCCUGGCACGGUUCUCUCUGGCACGGCUAUGCCCUGCUCGAGAUGCGGCGGGACAACAUCUCCAACGCACGGACCUUAUUCACGGGGGGAUUGCAAAAAGCCAAGAGCCGUCACGACGCCCUCUACCAGGGCUGGGCAACCCUCGAAAUGCGGGAGGGAAACUACGAAAAGGCUCGCAAACUCAUAUCGGACGCCCUGACGAGAAACAAGCGCAACGGGCGGGGUUGGAUCAUCGCUGCCGAGGUCGAGGAAGAGGACGGGAACGAGGGCCUGGCCGAUCUGCUACUGCGCAGGGGCAUCGAAUGCGAUCCCGACAACGGUGCCCUCUACAGGAAACUCGGAGAUCGCCUCGUCGGAAAGAACAACAUCGACGAUGCCCGGUCGGUCUACGAGGAGGGGAUAGAGGCCAAUCCUCUGUACGCUCCUCUCUAUCACUCGCUGGCCGAGCUCGAGGCCCGGAUCUGCAACCUCGAAGCCCUCGCUCGGCUGAACAAGCGGGCGAACGAGCUCUUCAAUAACAACGCGAUGGAACCGGCACCCCGAUCGGACGAGGCCCUGGAAGCCAGGCUCAAGAACCGCCCCGUUUCGUCCUUUUUUGUCGAUCGCCGCAAGCAGUCGUCUACUAGCACGGCGCAACGGACGCCGCCGGCGUCUUCCGGCUCACGCGGGGGCGUGCUCUCCGUGAAGAUCGGGGCCGGCGACGAGGACGAAACGGUGGACAUCCGCGACAAGAAUCCUUCGAGCAACCUGUCCACGAUCGAGGAUUUGAACGGCGAGGGAUUGGUGGGCGACAUUAUCAGCACCGAAUCCAUUUUGAACCACACCAUUGCAAAGGAAUGAGAGAGGAUCAAAACAAGACGAAACGAAACGAAACUUGCAAGUUUUGUUCGAGUUGGCAAGUAGAAGCGAAAGCGUGGAGUCGGAUCAAUAUGAAACCAACACAUCGUCCAGAUUUUCCGGAAAAGAAAAAGAGAUGUUUCGUCCGGUCCAGUUGUUGGAAGGUUCGUUUCUUCAAAAAUUACGGAACAAAUGAAAUGCAAUUCAUUUUGGCCUGAAGCGUAGAAAUUAACCAAAACAGAAGAACCGACGCACAUCGAACCACGCGGCUUCCCCCGAAGCCGAAUCUGUCUUUUCUCAUUUAUUCAAACCUUCUUUCAAACUCACAGAGCAUGACAAACACAUGCUAAUAGCUAAUAUUAUUGUUA
This is a messenger RNA of Pseudo-nitzschia multistriata, 4015 nucleotides long. The record is from the annotation of a GenBank genome assembly. Lineage: Eukaryota; Bacillariophyta; Bacillariophyceae; Bacillariales; Bacillariaceae.